Molecule: messenger RNA, 164 nt
Organism: Dentiscutata erythropus
Lineage: Eukaryota; Fungi; Glomeromycota; Glomeromycetes; Diversisporales; Gigasporaceae
Source: the annotation of a GenBank genome assembly
AUUUAGCAUUAAAUUCUACAAAUAAUGCUGAGGAGCCACCUUAUGAACAGCAACUUCAAGUUCAUAUUGAUUUUAUAACGAAUAAAUUACAGCAAGUUCAGUUAAAAGCUCAACAAAAUAUUAAAAUAGCUCAACAAAAACAAAAAAAAAAACAUGACGAACAU